AUGCCGCGUGUUGAAUAUGAGCCAAAGCUUGACUUCAAAGACGUCUUCCUCCGACCGAAGCGAUCGACGUUAAAAAGUAGGGCCGAAGUCGACCUUCACAAACAGUAUAUCUUUCGGAAUUCCAAGAAGACUUACAAUGGAGUCCCAGUGGUCGCUUCAAAUAUGGAUACUGUUGGAACCUUCGGGAUGGCAGAAGUACUUGCGAAACAUUCGCUCUUCACCACUAUUCACAAACAUUAUACCGUAGCUGAGUGGACUGACUUUGUUGAAAGAAUAAAUCACGACACACAAAUCAUUUCUCAAAUUGGCAUUUCUUCUGGUAUAUCUCAAGCAGAUUUUGACAAACUGCGUGAAGUGCUUCAUUUGAUUCCUGAAGUUGAUUACAUUUGCUUGGAUGUAGCUAACGGGUAUUCAGAAGUUUUUGUCGACUACAUACGACGGGUGCGAGAAACGUUUCCAACAAGAACUAUAUUUGCUGGUAACGUAGUAACGGGAGAAAUGGUUGAAGAGUUAAUUCUUGCUGGAGCUGAUGUUGUUAAGGUUGGCAUAGGUCCAGGUUCGGUCUGCACUACCCGAAAGAAGGCCGGUGUUGGUUACCCCCAAUUAAGCGCUGUGCUGGAAUGCGCGGAUGCAGCUCACGGCUUGAAUGGUCAUAUAAUGAGCGAUGGCGGAUGUACAAAUCCAGGGGAUGUUGCGAAAGCAUUUGGAGCUGGUGCUGAUUUUGUCAUGCUAGGAGGUCUUUUUGCCGGUCAUGAACAGUCGGGAGGCGAUGUGAUAGAGAAAAACGGGAAAAAAUUCAAGAUGUUUUAUGGUAUGUCUUCUGAUACAGCCAUGAAGAAACAUCAGGGAAGCGUCGCUGAAUAUCGGGCAUCAGAGGGCAAAACGGUGGCUAUUCCUUACAGGGGUGACGUGACAAAGACUAUACAGGACAUUCUUGGGGGAUUACGUUCAGCGUGCACGUACACUGGAGCUCUAAAAUUAAAAGAGCUCCCCAAAAGGGCCACGUUUAUCCGUGUAACACAACAGACAAAUGAGCAAUAUUCAGCUUUUGAGCUCCCAACAUUUGAAUAG
Enterobius vermicularis (human pinworm) is the source of this 1071-nucleotide messenger RNA. Lineage: Eukaryota; Metazoa; Nematoda; Chromadorea; Rhabditida; Oxyuridae. The record is from the annotation of a GenBank genome assembly.